AUGUUGCGACGCGCCUCAGGAGCUCGCAGUUCACCGUCCUACCCCUUGCCUCCGCGUCGCUUCACACGAUACUUUACCCUGGUCAUUGUGCUCAUCCUCGUAGGACUUGGCCUCACAUUGGCUCGCCUGAGUGCGCUCUCUGAAGCGUCAUUACGAUCUGGCGCAUCAAAACCACCGCCCCGCCCGCCGACAUGGGAGAACUUUCCAUUCUUGAAACGCUAUCAUGGCGGUAUUCGGACUCUGGUCUCGCGCGCAGAAAACAAGCCCGAGUAUCCCGACCCAGAUAACAACACUUUGGAGUCUACGGUACAGACGGAUCAAAAGGAGCAGACUGCUCCAUCAGAUGAGAAGGGCUUCCAGAAGAGAGAUGUGCCGCAGGGCCAGAGAUUCAAUCCAGUCAAACAAGAUGGUCUCGCCGAGUGCUAUAUCAACGAAGACAGAAAGAGCAGUGUUCCACAACUCCUGGCUUACCCGGGCGCGCCCCAGGGCUUCCCUGAACCUGUCAUGGGCUCAUAUGACAUGUUUGGCUUGGACGCUGACGUCUGUUUUGAUCGUUAUGGAAGACUCGGCCCUUACGGCUUGGGCUACAGUAAGAGAUGGGGCGGCAGUGGUGCUUGUAUGGACGGUCACCGCGAAGGUUCCGACCAAGUCUGGGGCGGCAAGACCGAGAUUGACUAUCGUGAGGUCAACUGGGCUCAGGCUCAACAGAAGUGCGCUCAGAAGAACAAGAACCGUUUCAAGCCACUUCCCAAGGCGCGCAACCAUUUCUUCACCGACAUGCCCGUUGGAAGCCCUGAGGACGACAAGCCCAAGAGGGAGGAGAAGCAAGAGAAGAAGCUGCUCUCCAGACAAGCUGUCGUCAUUCGAACAUGGCACGACUACCAAUAUGAUGACGAGGAUUUGUUCUACCUACGUGCUCUCGUCAACGAGCUUUCCCUCCAAUCGGGCGGCGAGUACACCGUCCACUUCCUGGUUCACGUCAAGGAUAAUGACAUGCCCAUCUGGAGUGACGACUUUACCUAUCAGCGCGUCUUGAAUGACUCGCUUCCUCUGGAGUUCCGAGGUAUGGGAACUCUUUGGUCAGAGCGACAGAUGAGCCUGAUCUACGGAGGUAUAGCAGAAACGAACUAUCGUGGUUUGCCAAUCCAUGGCGCGUACCGAUCGACCAACAUGCCAUUAUCAUACUUUGCGCAUAUGCACCCCGAGUAUGACCUUUUCUGGCACUGGGAGAUGGACAUCCGCUAUACUGGCCACUUCUACCAUCUGUUCGACAAGGUCGGCAAGUGGGCAGACCAACAACCUCGUAAGGGCCUUUGGGAGCGCAACGGCAGAUUCUACAUUCCAGCAGAGCACGGCUCAUGGGACGACUUCAAACACAUGGUUCGUGUACAGACCGAACACGGCACGGCCCACAAAGCCGGCAUGUACGAGAAGGUACCCGGCAAUGACAACACUCAAAUUCGCACCCCUUCCAUCUGGGGUCCCAUGCCACCAACCGGCGAAGGCGACAAGCUCGAAACAGAAAACGACCCCAUUCCUCCUACCACACCAGACAAAGACAACUAUUCCUGGGGCGUCGGUGAAACAGCCGAUCUCAUAACUUUCAAUCCUCUCUUUGACCCUCACGCCACGAACUGGAUCCUCGCGGAGGAUGUCACAGGCUACAACACUUCCGCCGGCUUCCCUCCCCGCCGCACAGCCAUAAUAACAGCAUCCCGUCUCUCCCACCGCCUCCUAGAAACCAUGCAUCGCGAAACGGCCCUCAUGCGCCACAGCAUGUUUUCAGAAAUGUGGCCCGGCUCCUGCGCCCUGCACCACGGUCUAAAAGCAGUCUACGCACCUCAUCCAGUCUACAUAGACCGUCGCUGGCCAACAUCCUACCUCGCCGCCGUCUUCAAUAACGGUCUUCACGGAGCUUCAGGAGGAGCAAGAACAAGUGUUUUCAGUGAUGAGAGGCAGCAUAAUUUCUUGGGCACGACGUGGUAUUAUCAUGCAGGCUUUCCAGGUAAUCUUUGGAAGAGAUGGUUGGGGUAUAAAGUUGAUGGGGAUGGUGGGGAGAUGGAGGAGGUGGAAGGGGAGGGGAGGAUGUGUUUACCAGGAAUGCUGCUGCAUCCUGUCAAACAUGUCGAUUUGAUCUAUGAGCAUCGCGAGGGCGAGUGA
Aureobasidium subglaciale EXF-2481 is the source of this 2160-nucleotide messenger RNA. RefSeq lists its product as uncharacterized. The record is from RefSeq and is a predicted model, not a curated record. The transcript has a single exon. Lineage: Eukaryota; Fungi; Ascomycota; Dothideomycetes; Dothideales; Saccotheciaceae. Bases 1 to 2160 code for a protein of 719 amino acids.